This is a messenger RNA of Drosophila sulfurigaster albostrigata, 2876 nucleotides long. RefSeq names its product serine/threonine-protein kinase GA29083. Lineage: Eukaryota; Metazoa; Arthropoda; Insecta; Diptera; Drosophilidae. Gene Ontology annotation, biological process: protein phosphorylation; intracellular signal transduction. The record is from RefSeq and is a predicted model, not a curated record. Gene Ontology annotation, molecular function: ATP binding; protein kinase activity.
UUGUAUAGCGAUUUAGCCAAGUGUGAAUAGAACAUGCAAAAAGACAGAAUUCCGAACCCAGUUACAUCAAAUCAAAUAUAUAAAUUCUAUGAUUUCUCUUUGUGCUUGCAGAUCGUGCAGCAUGGAAGUCCAAACGGUGAGCAGUCUGCACAGCACCGCCGCCCUCUUGUCAUCGCUGCAGCAGGCGGCGACGAGUAGUCCGAGUCCAAAUGGCGGCACGCCCAAGAAGACGGCGGCCAAUGCGGGCGCUGCGUCCGCCAAGCAAUCCUCAACAGAAGCUGCCAUUCUCGAGCAGCUGAACAAGCAACAUCAGCAACAACAUCAGCACAGUCGCGACUGCGAUAGUCCGGCCAGCUCCAACUCGGAGCUGGAGAAGGAGUUCAAUGAGUUGCGCGAUCUGAAUGGUUCCCUCACUGGCAGCGGCAGUGUUGGCAAAUCAAAUGGUUCGUUGAGUGGCGCCUCAUCGACCAACUCGGCAGCAGCUCCUGGUGCAAAUAGUAGCUGCGGGCAACCCCUCAAUGGCAGUCCACAGCCAUCGGGCGCAGCUGGUGCGGCACAGUUCAAGAAACGCAUCUCGAGCAGCCGAGCUCCGACACGUAAGGCGCAUCGCAUCAAGUUCUAUCGGAAUGGUGAUCGCUUCUACCCGGGCAUAACUAUACCAGUAUCAAAUGAGCGCUAUCGUUCCUUCGAGAGCCUCUACGAGGAUCUGACACGACUACUCGAGGAGAAUGUUAAGAUACCUGGAGCUGUGCGCGCCAUCUACACUAUGUGCGGCAAGAAGAUCACUGCUUUUGACGAGCUGGAGGAUGGCCAGAGCUAUGUGUGUUCCUGCAAUAAUGAGAACUUCAAGAAGGUCGAGUACAACACGAGUUCACAGCCGCUGGCCAAUCUGACGCUGGCCAACAAUGGACGCACGACCAAUCAGCGACUCGCGAAGCUGCAGCGUCCCGCCUCGCCCCUUAAGAACGGUGCGCUCAACAGCAGCGCAUGCAGCAGCAGCGGAGGUGCCGCAGCAUUAAAUGGUAGCGGAGCUGCCACAAACGGCGGUUGCCCGUUGAACAGUAGUUCGCGAUUCAGCGAGCGGGACAGCGUUGUGCAUCCACGUAUCGUCACACUGAUACGGAAUGGCACAAAGCCGCGACGAAUUAUGCGCCUGCUGCUGAACAAACGCAACAGUCCAAGCUUCGAUCAUGUGCUCACCGCCAUCACGCAAGUGGUGCGCCUCGACACAGGAUACGUUCGCAAGGUGUUCACCUUGUCGGGGGUGUCGGUCUCACAGCUGGCCGAUUUCUUUGGCAAGGAGGAUGUCUUUCUCACCUACGGCACCGAGCGAGUGAAUACCGCGGAGGAUUUCAAGCUGGAGGCGGAUGAGCAGCGCGCCAUCAAUGCCAUACGCAAAACGUUGCGCACCGCGGGCACCACAUGCAAAGGGCCCAAGCCCAAGAUGCCCGUCAAAAGCAAAAAAGGCUUUCCCCAGCGAACCGAGCACAUUCCCACGGCUGAGGAUGAUCAGGCAACGUUACUUAAUAGCGCAGGCAUUGAGAUUGGUGAAUUGCCGGCGGCUAUCAGAGACAACUACAUACUGGGCAAUCUAAUUGGCGAUGGUAACUUCGCUGUGGUGCUGCGUGUCCAGGAGCGACAGACGGGCUUGCCGUAUGCUCUAAAGAUCAUUGACAAAAGCAAGUGCAAGGGCAAGGAACAUUACAUCGAUGCGGAGGUGCGUGUGAUGAAGAAACUGCAGCAUCCGCACAUCAUAUCGCUCAUCAUGGAUGUCGAUCAGCUGACAAACAUGUACCUCGUGCUGGAGUAUGUGAGUGGUGGGGAUCUGUUCGAUGCCAUUACACAGGUCACACGCUUCUCGGAGAGCCAGUCGCGCACAAUGAUCCGCCAUCUGGGCUCUGCCAUGUCUUAUUUACAUUCCAUGGGCAUUGUGCACAGAGACAUUAAGCCAGAGAAUCUGCUGGUUGAACUGGACGAAGCCGGCAAUGUGGUGCAGCUGAAACUCGCCGACUUUGGCUUGGCUUGCGAGGUAACCGAGCCGCUUUACGCCGUCUGUGGCACGCCCACUUAUGUGGCACCCGAAAUACUGCUAGAAGUAGGCUAUGGCUUAAAGAUUGACGUUUGGGCUGCCGGCAUCAUUUUGUAUAUACUACUCUGUGGAUUCCCGCCAUUUGUGGCGCCGGAUAAUCAACAGGAGCCGCUGUUUGAUGCCAUCAUCUCGGGCGUGUACGAGUUUCCCGAUCCCUACUGGUCGGACAUCGGCGAUGGUGUGCGCGAUUUAAUCGCCAACAUGCUGCAAUCCGAUCCCGAUGUACGCUUUACCAGCGAGGAUAUCCUAGAUCAUUAUUGGACAAUGGUCGAUGAGGAGAAUUGCGGUGCUGGCGAUGACAUUGAUGUUGGCGGCUUAAGCAGAUGAAUCAUGGCUGUUUGGGGUGUUUGAGCCAAAUGUUGUUACUGCAUCAUCGUCAUCAUUAUCAUCCCCAAUGCCGCUCGUAGUUUUUGUAUUAUGUAAUUUAGCGCUAUUAUAUAUAGGCCUUAAUUUAUUAUUUAUACAUAUUAACAAACAAACACACACACAUACAUAUGGUACAGUUUUGGUCGUUAAGCAAGAAUAAUAAUGAACGUGAAGAGAAGUUCUUCGGCCAACAACAUUAGUAACGUUGUGGUUCCGACACUUUCUCAAAAAUUCCAAUUUGAACAACCGUUUACGGUUCGCUACUUUAUAUUCUUUAUAACGCAGAUAUAUAUAUAUAUAUUUUAUAAUGAAAGGUACUUGCAUACAUACUAUACAUAUACAUAUAUUUUAAAGUGUUUUAAUUAGUAUUUUAAUUGAUUACAAAUUAUGAAUAAAUGCAUGUUGUGUAUAUUUUCACGAA